Molecule: messenger RNA, 1944 nt
Organism: Uranotaenia lowii
Lineage: Eukaryota; Metazoa; Arthropoda; Insecta; Diptera; Culicidae
Exons: 1
Coding region: 1-1944 (647 amino acids)
Molecular function (GO): nucleic acid binding; zinc ion binding
Source: RefSeq, a predicted model, not a curated record
AUGGAUCCCUCCAAAGCGGCUCUGUUGCCGUUCGAUGUUUCGGAUACUGGUUCAACCGGAACCAGAUGGACGAAAUGGAAGAGAUCGUUAGAGUUAUUCCUUGAAGUGAAUUGUAUUGUGCUACCAUCCAGAAAACGGUCGUAUUUGUUGCAUUAUGCCGGGACCGAAGUCCAGGAUAUUUCUUAUAAUUUGGAAGGGCAUGACGCGGUUGCUCCCUACGGCACAGAUGUGUAUCGAGAAGCUAUUCGUUUGUUAGACAAUUAUUUCGCGCCAUUAACGAGCAUUCCUUUUGAGCGUUUCAAUUUUCGGAGAAUUAAACAACAAGAUGGCGAAUCUCUUGAUAAGUUUAUUCAGCGACUCAGAGACCAGGGACGUCUUUGUGGCUACGGUGAAGCUCUGGAUAUGCGUAUAACCGAGCAAGUGUUUGACAAUAGUAAUUCGGACGCAUUAAGAGAAGUGAUUCUUAAAAAGAAGCUCAUGACGGUUCAAGAGAUCGCAGAGGAAGGUCGAAUCUUGGAAACAUUAAAAGUGAAUAAAGAACUUUUGAAAAAGCCGACUGAUGAAAACGCUAUCGGCCUAGUACGAAGAAACAAAGAAGAACACUGCUAUAGAUGUGGUGAACAGGGCCAUUUUGCCAACAAUAAAAAGUGUCCAGCUAUGUCGGAAUUCUGUAAGAAAUGCAACCGCAAGGGACAUUAUGCGAAUCAGUGUAAAACAAAAUAUAAAAGUGCUGGGGAGCAAUCGCGAAGCAAAAAUAGGGUCCGACAAGUGAGAUGUAGUGACAAAUCGAGUUCCUCGGGAUCUGACUCGGAAGAAUCCGACAACCAGCUAGCUCAAGUAUAUGCAGCUGAGUUAGCAUCGGACGUGGUGACGUGUUUCGUGGGGGGAGUCAAACUUAAUUGGGUGGUUGACUCCGGGGCUCAUGUGAACGUUAUAAACCGGGAAACUUAUAAACUGCUUCGAAAAAAUGGAUGUAUAAUGACCAAAUCGGAGAGGUCAUCUAAAGAACUGAAAGUGUACGGUGAUGGAAGACUAAAAGUGUAUAAAGUGAUUAAAACCGAUAUUGCUACAAAGAGCAAAACAGUGCAUCAUGAAAUCUACGUAGUAGAAACGAAAAGAGGAGCUAACCUUCUAAGCAAGAAAACAUCGAUGGAGCUAGGACUACUGGAGAUCCAUGGCGAAAUUUUCAACAUCGGGAAACCUUGUGAGCCAUCCAUUGGCAAGCUCAAACAUGUACAGGUGGAGAUAAAGAUUGAUAGUGCGAUUCCUCCAGUUCAACAGUCCUGUCGUCGACUUCCAAUACCGCUUCAACCUUUGGUGGAUGGGAAAUUGGAAAGCUUAUUGAAGCAAGACGUAAUCGAACCCGCACCUUUGGAUAUAACGUGGGCUUCUCCAUUGGUGGUAACGCCGAAAGACGGUGGUCGAGAUGUACGAAUCUGCGUGGACAUGCGAAAAGCCAACAAGGCAAUUAUUCCGGAAAAGCAUCCAUUGCCAACGUUCGAGGAAAUAAUGCCCCACUUGGACGGCUGUAAGUUAUUCAGUAAAAUAGAUCUCGUGAAAGCAUUCCACCAAAUCGAGCUUGCUCCCAACUCACGGGACAUAACGACCUUUGUUACUCAAGAUGGCUACUAUCGCUACAAAAGGUUAAUGUUUGGAAUGAAGGUCGCAGCUGAAAUAUUCCAGCGUUGUAUAGAGCGAGUGCUAAAAGGGUUGAAAGGAGUCAAGGUUUUUAUUGACGACAUUCUGGUGUACGCAUCAAGUAAAGGCGAACACGAUAUCCGACUGAAGGCAGUACUAGACCGACUAAAGGAAUUUGGAUUCACGAUAAACGAGGCCAAGUGCGAAUACGGAAAAUCAUCCGUUGUAUUCAUGGGUCACCUGCUAUCAAACAAAGGUAUCCUUCCAUCGGACGAUAAGGUGAGUGCCAUUAAAAAUUUUCGAUGA